UUUUAACAUCUCUCUACUUUAAUAAUUUUGCCCAUACGGUGGCUGAUUGAAUCGUGAAGCGAAGCCGGAAUGAUGGACUCCCAACCAUCAUUGCCUUCAUCGUCAUCGUCGCCGCCGUCUCCGCCGCCUUCUUCUCCUCCUAGAGGACGGGGAGGGGGAGAAGGAGGAGGAGGAAAAAGAAGAGCGGCAGCAUCUUCUCCGCCAAUUAAUUUCCUCGGGAGGCAUCGAAUGGCAGCAGCAAUAUCCCAACUCCAUCACCAGAUCGACGUCAUCAAGGAAGAGCUGGAACAGCUUGAUACGCUUGGUGAAUCCUCCAUAGCUUGCAGAGAACUCUUUUCAAGCGUUGAAUCCAUACCCGAUCCUUUGCUCCCCACGACUCAGGGACCGGUGGAUAUGAGUUGGGAGCGGUGGUUCCGAGGAGCCCAUGAGUCCAAAAGUCACAAAAGGUGGAUUUAAAUCAUCAUCCUCACCUGCUAUGUAACUUGUCUGUUUCCACCCGGAAAUCGAUGUUUGAGAACCCAAAUGAAUUUUCCUCUUUCGAAUGAAUCAAGUCUCAUGUCUGACUUAGGCAAUCAUUGAAGAAAACCCUAUUAUUUUCACACCUGUUUGAAUAGUUCAUGGUUUGUAAUGCAGGCAAUAAACCCUUCAUUGAGCAAUAAUAGUGGUUACACUUUAUUCCUUUUUUU
Vitis riparia (riverbank grape) is the source of this 686-nucleotide messenger RNA. RefSeq names its product guanine nucleotide-binding protein subunit gamma 2-like. The transcript has 4 exons. Gene Ontology annotation, biological process: G protein-coupled receptor signaling pathway. Lineage: Eukaryota; Viridiplantae; Streptophyta; Magnoliopsida; Vitales; Vitaceae. Bases 70 to 456 code for a protein of 128 amino acids. The record is from RefSeq and is a predicted model, not a curated record.